Geodia barretti is the source of this 4773-nucleotide messenger RNA. The record is from the annotation of a GenBank genome assembly. NCBI's taxonomy places the organism in Eukaryota, Metazoa, Porifera, Demospongiae, Tetractinellida, Geodiidae.
GCGGUUCAAACCUCCAGAGACUCGCCAGUACAGACUAGCGAAUUUGGGAAGCCCGCUACCCCCGCAGGCCGUGGUUCUGCUCCUCCUGGUGUUCUCCAACAAGCUAUCCCGGCCCUCUGCAGGAGGCAAUGGAGUCUAGCGGUGAUGACAGUAUUCGGGUGUUUGUUCGAGUGCGACCUCCCGACCCCAACCUGGACGGAGAUCUAUACCACGCCCACUGUGUCGAUGUGACCUCCGCGACCUCUCUCAGCGUGCAGAGUCGACCAGAACCAAAAGUGUUCACCUUUGACCAUGUAGCUGGAAUGCAGACCACUCAGGAGGAUGUGUUUUCUGCCAUAGGACGACCCAUCAUUGAGAGCUGCAUGUGUGGCUACAAUGGAACCAUCUUUGCCUAUGGGCAGACUGGGUCAGGGAAGACCUUCACUAUGAUUGGUCCAACUCAGGAGGAUUCAGAUUCAGAUUCAUUCACACAUGAGAUGAGAGGAAUCAUUCCCGCGAGGGUUUGAGUACCUCUUCAGUCUCAUCAACAGAGAGAUAGAGAAGUGUGGCGAUUUGGUGGAGUUUCUGUGCAAGUGUUCGUUUCUGGAGAUCUACAACGAGCAGGUCUUUGACCUCCUAGACCCAGCUUCCUCUGGUCUCCAUCUGAGGGAGAACAUGAGCCGGGGUGUCUAUGUGGACGGACUCACUGAACAGAGUAUAGCUUCUGCCAGAGAUGCCUACCAGGUACUGCGGACUGGAUGGGUGAACAGAAGAGUUGCGUCCACCUCCAUGAACAGAGAGAGCAGUCGCUCCCACGCUGUCUUCACCCUCACCAUCGAGUCCAAGAAGAGAGAGACAAAUGAGUCGAUAGCCAAGAUAAAGACCAGUCUCCUGAACCUGGUGGACCUGGCUGGCUCUGAGAGGCAGAGAGACACCCAGACUGCUGGACUCAGACUCAAAGAGGCUGGCAGUAUCAACAAGAGUCUGUCUGCUCUUGGGAAUGUCAUCAUGGCCCUGGUGGAUAUUGCCCACGGCAAGUCCCGCCACGUCCACUACAGAGACUCCAAACUCACCUUCCUACUCAGGGAUUCUCUUGGAGGCAAUGCCAAGACUCACCUGGUAGCCAAUGUCCAUCCCAGUGCAAGGUGUUUUGGUGAGACGCUGUCGACACUCAACUUUGCCCGGAGAGCCAAGAUGAUUAGGAACAAGGCUGUCGUGAACGAGGACACGUCGGGCACCGUCCAACAGCUUCAGUCUGAGAUCAGGAGACUCAAACAACUGGUCGAGAAACUUAGGAGUGGAGUGGCAGCCUCUAUCCCCCUGCCUCCCACACCAGAGGAGAGGGGUGUGGCCUUGCUGCCAGGCUCCUCCCCUCCUCUCUCCUCCUCCUCCUCCUCCUCAUCCCUGUCUGGAAGAGGGGUGGGUGUUCUGUCAGAUGAUGCCAAGACCAUCAUAGACAUUAAAGAAAUGCUGACUCAUUCAAUGGCUGCUCGUGAGAAGUCAGAGUCCACGAAGAUGAGUCUGCUGGAGAGGAUAGAAACCUGCAGAGGUUGUGUGACAAGAAGGAGAAAUUCCUACAGUCCACCAAGAUGAUUCUCAAGUUCCGUGAGACCCAUAUCGGUAACAUGGAGAAGCAGAGGAGGGGGAAGGGAGGGGAGGAGGUCCAGGUGACGCUAGAGAGGAGUCGACCAGGUGUGUAAAUGGUCUAGUCUCUGGAGAUGGACUCACUACCAGUGCUCUUCUAAAGCAGGAGGUGGAGCAACUGAGGUAUCAGGUAGACCAUCAUCCAGAUGUCACCAAAUUCGCUCUUGAGAAUCUCGAUCUCAGAGCGGAGCUGAAGAAGCUGCGGUCCACUCUACCAGGUGGCAGUGUCCACAAGGAGCUGGCUAGGACCCACCAGUACACCCUCCAGCUAGAGAGACAGCUACGACACUACCUCGCCAAGGAAGCUGGUGGAGGAUCCCCGGUGAAGGUGGGCGGGGCAGCUGGUCUGGUCCAGAGACUCCGCCCCCAGGCCAGAGCCACCGGCGACGAGGGAGUUCAGAGUUCGGAGAGACUCCAGAGCAAGUUGUGUGGACUGCAGAGUGAGCUGGAGAAGACGAGGAGACAGCUGGCCACAGAGAGGGAGGAGUUUCACCUCAAGGAGGCCCAGAUGGAGGUCUCUCUCAACACCGCUCACAAGGCCAACCAGGAACUAGAGAGGAGUAUAGAGGCACUGAAGUUGAAGAGCAGUGUGGAGAAGGCCACUCUCAAUGAUCUCCACAUGAACACCAUCAGAUCAAUGCUGACUCCCAAGAAGGUGGCAGUACAAGUCUCCACCAAGUCUGCAAUCUCCAGUUCUCCAUUCCGUCGUGUGGACUCUGACCCUGUGAGACAGUCUCUGGACUUCACCAAGCCACCAGGCCCUCUCUCUCCUCCUCCCCCCUCAAUCCCUGAGUCCCCUGAACUGGAGUGUAAAGGGGGUGUGUCUGGUCUAGUAAGCUCCGCCCACCAAUCAUCGUCCUGUGUCUCGGUCGGGACCAAUACCGAGAUCACUGGAGACCUCCCAGUGGAGGGAGGACUUAAUGAACUCAAUAUUGAGGGGGCCCUCACUGAUGAACUAAAACUUCUUCAGGAUGCAAACAGAAACCUACAAAGCCAGCUAGAGGAGUUAGAGUCCACAGUGUACCAUCUGGACAGGGAUAAGUCGGAUCUGUCGUCACAACUGGUCCAGCUCCAGUCAGUGUCCCGCUCGGAACACGAGGCCAGUCUGGCCAGAGAGCAGGACCUCCUGGAGAAGGUGGCAGACAUGACUGUCACCGUAGCUGACCUCACCAGCUCCAAUACUGUCCUAAAGAGUGAGGUGGUUGAUCUGAGAGUGUGUCUCCAGUCAGCUGACAGAGAACUGAGCGAGGCUAAGACCACCAGGAAACAAGACUCUCUGAAACACAACUCCAAACUCAUGGAAUGCAUGCAAAAGAUCGGAGAGCUGGAGCAGGUGGUAGCCACAAAUGUUUCUGAUCUUGAGAGGCAGACAGAGGAUCUCCAGAACAUGCAGGAUGAGGUGGAGACUGGUAGAGAGGAGUUGACGUUCAAAUCUCAUCGUAUCAAUGACGUUGAGCAGGCUCUACGUCAGGAGAAAGAACACUCCACCAGUCUCACGGCUGAGAUGCAGUGUGUGUUGGAGAAGUUGACGCGAGAGGUGGAGAAGAACACCCAGCUCAGUUCAGAGCUCCAGGAGGGAGAGAACGGGAAACAACAGGAGUUGGUGAAGGCUCUGGAUGAGAAUGCAAUGCUGUCGUCUCGCGUGACUCAGCUGGAGACAGAUAUGAAGAGACAGCUCCACGAGUACCAGAGACAGACCAGUGAUGCCCAGACCACCAUCACCUCUCUACACAACAGACAGAUGGCCGACAGGGAGGCAAUAGGGAGUUUGAUGGGUCAGCUGCAGGAGCUGCGGUCCUCGCGUGCCACAGACGAGGCCAGAGUCGGCUCUCUGAGGAGAGAGCUGCAGGACACGUCGCAGGAACUGAGGGAGUCUCUCUCCAGGAACAACCGCCAGGCCGCUAAGGUUGAGAGUCUGGAGGCCCAGAUCAAGAACAUGGUACUGGACCACGAGAGAGAACUCAAGAAGAAAGACUCUGAGCGGGAGAUAGUGGUUGAGGAACUGGAGCACAUCAGUGAGCAGUACCAGCAGCUCAGCUCCACGUUUGCUGCCCAGUCGGAGGAGCUGUCCCUGGUGGAGAGAGAGACCAGGGAGACCAGGGAGACACUGGCCCUCAGAGAGACAGAGCUGGCCACUCUCAGACAGAAGAAGGAGAGGAGGGCCUCUGUCAGCAAGGCUCAGUCGUUUGAUGAAAUGAAGACACUAUUGGAACAGUCAGACGAAGAGAAAGACAGGUUGAGGUCAGAGUUGAGCAAGGCGGUGGCCAUGUUAGGAGACUAUGAACAGGCCAGGGAGGAGAAAGACAUGGAAAUACGACGCCUGCAGGAGGAGCUGAAAUCUCGGGAUGCUCAGGUUGGGGAGUUGAAUCAGUUGACUGCCAACCUUGCCACUGUUCAAUCCCAGCUGGAGGAGCAACGGACACUGGAGGCCAGGCUGAGACAGGAGAUGCAGGACCAGUCAGAGGAGCAGGUGAGACUCCAGAGAGCCUACCAGACGGCGGUGGAGACCAGAGACAGUGUGCUGAGGGAGAGAGCUGGCCUGCAGAGAGCUCUGGAAGAGGCCACCUCCUCUGUGGCCUCUCUCAGCGACCAGCUGGGUCGCUACAAGGCCAUCGAGCAGCGGCUGUUUGAUGAGACACAGUCCUACCAGUCACAGCUUGAGGCACUCAGGGAGGAGAAGAGCAAGCUGGCAAAGGAAUGUGCCAACCUGGCCAAAGAGAAUGCGGCCAUCUCAGGUCACCAGAACCUCCGUCAGAAGAUCCACUACCAUGCCACCACCAAACUGGAGAACUCCAGACUCAAAGAGGAGGUGAUGGUACUAGAGAACAGACUUCGAGUCAAGACUACUGAGCUGGCAAACCUCCAGAAGAAAGUCACCCACCUCCUGACUGAGCCUCCAACUACCCACACCCCUACUAAAUCCUCUCCCUCCUCCUCCUCCUCCUCUUUUACCACACCCUCUAUAGGACCGCACCAUCUGAACAACACAUCACUUCUCAAGGAGAACAUCGUUCCCAAAUAGAGACCACCACAACACAGAAGCUCUUCUAAUUAUUGUAUAUAUAUACUAUUAUUUUCCAUACCACCGUCGAAAUGGGGUUGGACAGAUGUGGCAGACUCUAUAGUGUUACUAUUAUACAGCUUCACAGC